GAUGCUAAUUCUAUAUGCAAUAUUACAAACUCUCCAAGAACAUGUCAAUGCUUGGAAGGUUUUGUUCCAAAGCACAAUGAAAAGUGGAAUUCUUUUGAUUGGUAUGGUGGAUGCGUUAGAAGAACAAGGUUAAAUUGUAUUGGAGAUGGAUUUCUAAAGCACUCAGGAGUAGAGUUGCCGGAUACCUCCUCUUCUUGGUUUGACAGGAGAUUGAGUCUCGAAGAAUGUGAGAAAAUUUGUUUGAAAAACUGCGCUUGUACACCAUAUGCAAAUUUAGAUGUUAAAAGUAAUACUGGCUGUUUGAUUUGGUUUGGAAAUAUAACGGACUUGACAAAACAUAUCGACCAAGGACAAGAUAUUUUCAUAAGACUUGCAGCCUCAGAGUUAGGUCAUCGAAGAAAUAAGUGGAGUUUUAUCAACGAAAAGUUCGCAGGGGUUCUAGGAGUAAUCAUUUUAUUCAUUGUGAUUCUUGGAAUAGCCACAUUUACAUAUAAAAAGAGGAAAAAGCUUACAAAGCCAGAGAUGCUAAAAAUAUUUCAUAGGAAGUACAAAAGGGAGAAGGAAGAUGUGCAGUUAUCGACAAUAUUUGAUUUUUCACUCAUAUCCAACGCUACGAAUCACUUUUCAGAAAGUAACAAGUUAGGGCAAGGUGGUUUUGGACCAGUAUACAAGGGCAUAUUGGAAGAUGAACUAGAGAUUGCAGUCAAGAGGCUAUUAAAAACUUGUGAACAUGGAGAAGAACAGUUCAAAAAUGAAGUCAUGUUGAUGGCAAAGCUCCAACAUCGCAAUCUUGUUAAACUUCUUGGUUGUUCGAUUCAUCAAGAGGAAAAGCUCUUAAUCUAUGAGUUCAUGCCUAAUAGAAGCUUGGAUUAUUUCAUUUUUGAUUCAACUAGAAAGAAACAAUUAGAUCUGACAAAACGGUUCCAAAUUAUUGACGGGAUUGCUCGAGGGGUGCUAUAUCUUCAUCAAGACUCAAGAUUAAGAAUCAUCCAUAGAGACUUGAAAACAAGUAAUAUUCUUCUUGAUAAUGAUAUGAAUCCAAAAAUAUCAGAUUUCGGUCUAGCUAGAACAUUCAGAGGCGAUCUAGACGAGUCCAAUACAAAUCGAUUGAUGGGAACAUAUGGUUAUAUGCCUCCUGAAUAUGCGGUGCACGGAUCAUUUUCAAUAAAAUCAGAUGUUUUUAGUUUUAGUGUAAUUGUUAUAGAGGUAAUUAGUGGGAGAAAGAUUCGGAAUUUUUAUGACCCUCAUCGUCAUCUUAAUCUUCUUGGUCAUGCAUGGAGACCAUGGAAUGAAGCAAAGGCACAAGAGCUAAUGGAUGACAUAUUCCAUGGUACAAGUACAACCAUUCCAUGUGACAUAUUGAAAUGUAUUCAUGUUGGUCUACUGUGUGUGCAACAGAUACCAGAACAAAGACCUAACAUGUCAUCUGUGGUCUUAAUGUUGAAUGGCGAAAAACUGUUGCCGGAACCUAGCCAACCGGGGUUCUAUGCUGGAACAACUCAUCAUCCAAUUCAGGUAGAAUCUUCUUCAAUAAGUUAUGGAGAUUGUUCACAAAAUGAAGCUUCUGUGACAUUAUUCGAGGCGCGAUAGAAUGUUAUUAUGGUAAUGCCAAUCAAUGAUUAAAGGUGCAUUUGGAGGAAUUUAUUUGAACUUAUUUUACAACUAAAGUGCUUGGAGGAAUGAUUGCAGCAAGAAAUAUUGAUCCUAAUUUAGCCUUUAAAUGUUGAUUUUGGCCUAUAUAAAAUGACCAAGUUGUGAAAUGAUAAGUAUCUACUUAAGUGAGUAUUUGAUUCUCUUUUCUUGAACCUGUUGCUUAUUGUGGAACAACCUCGUUAGCUCUUUGUGUUAAACAUAGGUGUGUUGUCAAAGAAGAACAGGUGCAAUGUAUAUGCUCUGUAUUUAAGAAAUUCAAAUGGCCAAUAUGCUUAGGAUUUAUGAAUUCAGUAUGAGGAUUUUUUGUGGU
Molecule: messenger RNA, 1963 nt
Organism: Vicia villosa (hairy vetch)
Lineage: Eukaryota; Viridiplantae; Streptophyta; Magnoliopsida; Fabales; Fabaceae
Product: G-type lectin S-receptor-like serine/threonine-protein kinase SD1-1
Exons: 7
Coding region: 523-1590 (355 amino acids)
Biological process (GO): protein phosphorylation
Molecular function (GO): ATP binding; protein kinase activity
Source: RefSeq, a predicted model, not a curated record